This is a messenger RNA of Suillus fuscotomentosus, 317 nucleotides long. RefSeq lists its product as uncharacterized. The transcript has a single exon. The record is from RefSeq and is a predicted model, not a curated record. Lineage: Eukaryota; Fungi; Basidiomycota; Agaricomycetes; Boletales; Suillaceae. Bases 59 to 280 code for a protein of 73 amino acids.
AUAUUCGGAUUGAUCCUCAAAUGUCGAAUGAUGACAAUGCAAGCAGGUGAGAUUGACUAUGCGUAUGAUUGUCCCAAUAGGAGCCAUAAUCGUGGUAUAUGCUAGUUCAAUGUCAAUGCAAAUGAUGAUGAGAAAGUCGAAAUCGAAUCAAAGACUAAUGCAAAAUCCAACAUUUCUACUGUAUGCAAGCAUAUCCGUUAGCGUCUUCGACCAACACAGAAAAAAUUUCGAGCGCUAUCGCGGAAUUAAAAGAAAGGUCAGAGAACCAAAGAGUGACUAAGUGAAACGUCUCAAUAUAUAUGCAAGUGAAAAUCAAA